Molecule: messenger RNA, 1746 nt
Organism: Acanthoscelides obtectus
Lineage: Eukaryota; Metazoa; Arthropoda; Insecta; Coleoptera; Chrysomelidae
Source: the annotation of a GenBank genome assembly
AUGCUGCUUGGAUCCCCUCUGUCGUCUCGAAAUGCUUGCCUUUUCAGACUAACGGAACAACUACAACAGCUAGUGAUACAUAUAUUUUUUAAGCCCUACAGACCCGAUCCCUGUGAUCUAGAUUACGCCGACGUGGACUACAAGUCGGCCUACUAUUACGGCCCUAUCAACUACAAAGCCGCGUCCAUUUACGCUGCCAUGAAAAGAAACCAGAACAACAAUCGACUGGAAGAGGUUGAAAAGGACGAUCUGCUGUAGGGAACUGUCUGAAAUUGUUGCAUCUUUUAGGGUAAUCUGUUUUUUCUCGACGACCAUUUUCCAUAUCGUUUUCCCUGUAAGUAGCUCCAAGCAAGUGUUUUUAUGUAUGACUUCUUUGUUGUUUAUUUGUGAAUGGAAAAUGAUCGUCGGCAUAUUCUGGGGUGAAAGCAAAGUUUGCUACUGCUAUAGCUGGGUCCGUGAAUACACCAAACGUAAGUCGUAGUAGCAUCGUCUUCGAAUACCUCUUAUUCAAAGCAUCGCGUUCAUGGGACCAGUCAAGAGGUUCCAUUGGGACAAAUUUAUCAAUUUCCAUACAAUAAAUAACAAAAAGUGUUCGAUCCGCGUACCAGGUGACAAUGAGAAUUGGAAACAAGCUUAAUUGUUUUGAAGAUAUCGCUGCAAGAUUGGGAUAUGCUUAGUUAGCCAUUAGGAGGCAUUUCCCUUCCGCUUUAACCGGAAGUGACCUUGAACUUCGUUUUUCAAAUGGAAACCUGCAUAUUUCCUUCUACAUAUAAUCCCACUCUAUACAAAAUGCUCUUUCCAACGGUGAAGCUUUUAUGUUCAGAUUGGUCUAAUAAAUCUGAGAUAACUUUGUCCGAAUCGAAUUUUCAGCCACUCGGUAUGUUCUUGUCAGACGUGAUUAUGUAAAAAAAGUGGAGUCGGUAAUUUUUUCCCACGAAUGCCAGAUUUUCUUCUAGUCUAUGAGUAAGAAAUGACGGAACCAAGCUUGCCAGGAACCAGGCUGUCAGUAUCAUAGUAUAUCACCCAUUAGAAUUUCACACCGUUCAUUCUCAAAAUGCACAAACACUUAGGCUUAAUAGCAGCUAUAGUUGUAGCGACGUGUAGCCUCUUUGUAAGCGAAUAUAGGUUAUGUACAUAACGUUUUUAAAUGUCAGCCUUCUGUAAAUGUUCGAAUCCCUAUGAAGGUUUUUUAAAGUUUGUAUACGUAUGUAAAUAAUAUUUUAUAUUUAUAAAAUGAUAUAUUUUAAAACAUAUCGAUGAAAUUCGCUGACGAAUCUCCUUGUUAACUAUGUUAUAAGUUCAUUAACAUGAAUAUAUACAAACUUGUUGUCAAUAUUUGUGGCCAAUUUUAUCACUAUCCGUUAUGUCUGAAUCACGAUGUAAAGCUUGUUUUAUAUGUCCAAAACGGACGCAGGAAGGUAAACGCAUAUUAAAACAAGAAAGAUUGAUAUUCAAAUGAAGUUGGGUACUUUAUUUUGAAGGUUCAUUUAUACCAUUUAUGUAUGAAAAAUAAUAUCGCUCAAAUGUUCACCUCGACUCGAUUUGCAGACGUCCACGCGAUGGUCGAAAUUUUCAAUGACAUUUUGCAACAUGGUCGGUUCUAUGGCAUUUAUCUCGGCAAUGAUGUUGUUUUUGAGUUCUUGGAGGGUGCCUUGUUUGUUGACGUAGACUUUGCUUUUCAGAUAUCCCCAUAAAAAGAAGUCCUAGGCAGUCGAAUCGCACGAUCUUGGUGGCCAUGGCACAUUU